Abrus precatorius (Indian licorice) is the source of this 904-nucleotide messenger RNA. Its product is annotated as ATP synthase subunit b', chloroplastic. The record is from RefSeq and is a predicted model, not a curated record. Gene Ontology annotation, biological process: proton motive force-driven ATP synthesis. Lineage: Eukaryota; Viridiplantae; Streptophyta; Magnoliopsida; Fabales; Fabaceae. Gene Ontology annotation, molecular function: proton transmembrane transporter activity. The coding region runs from base 157 to 807 and encodes 216 amino acids. The transcript has a single exon.
GACCAGACCAAAAAAAAAAAAAGGGGCAGUGGCACACAGCCUCAUGAAUUUGUGUGGCAAGGAAUUGGGAUAGCCCUCCUCUGAAAUCCUCCUCUUCCCUUCAAUCCUGAGAGACACAUCCAUCAUUCUAAUCACAAAUCACAGAAAGGUGUUGCCAUGGCCAACAUGAUUAUGGCUUCCUCCAAACCUUUGGUUCCAGUUGCCACUAAUUCCCGUUCAUCCACCCCCAGACUCCCAAUUGUGCAAAUUUCACUCCCCAAAGUCUCAACCCUCAAACUCAAACUCCCAAUUUCAAAGCCUCAAUUACUCUCCCUGGUGGGUAUGGCUGCAAGCUCACUCGCCAUGGCCCCUCCCUCCCUCGCCGCAGAGAUUGAGAAAGCAGCUCUAUUCGACUUCAACCUCACACUCCCCAUUAUAAUGGUGGAAUUCCUGCUGCUCAUGGUAGCGUUGGACAAGUUAUACUUCACCCCGCUUGGGAAAUUCAUGGACGAGAGGGACGCGGCGAUCAGAGAGAAGCUGGGCAGCGUAAAGGACACCUCAGAAGAGGUGAAGCAGUUAGAGGAGAAGGCGAAUGCGGUGAUGAAAGCUGCUCGGGCAGAGAUAUCUGCGGCUCUUAAUCAGAUGAAGAAGGAGACACAGGCAGAGGUUGAACAGAAGAUUGCAGAAGGUAGAAAGAAGGUGGAAGCAGAGUUGCAGGAAGCUCUGGCUAACCUUGAGAGGCAAAAGGAAGAGACCAUUAAGUCCCUCGAUGCCCAAAUUGCCGCUCUUAGCCAGGAGAUUGUUAAAAAGGUUCUUCCCACUGCUUAGUUUUGUAUAUCACUAUCUCUCUACCUCUCUGUUUUCGAUUCCAUGUCUCAAUUGCUCAUUUACAACACUACUGUUCAAUGAGGAAGGACAAUUAUUU